This is a messenger RNA of Chinchilla lanigera (long-tailed chinchilla), 9817 nucleotides long. It is a transcript of the gene Tet2, whose product is annotated as tet methylcytosine dioxygenase 2. The record is from RefSeq and is a predicted model, not a curated record. The coding region runs from base 517 to 6543 and encodes 2008 amino acids. Gene Ontology annotation, biological process: myeloid cell differentiation; oxidative demethylation; positive regulation of transcription by RNA polymerase II. Lineage: Eukaryota; Metazoa; Chordata; Mammalia; Rodentia; Chinchillidae. Gene Ontology annotation, cellular component: nucleus. The transcript has 10 exons. Gene Ontology annotation, molecular function: DNA 5-methylcytosine dioxygenase activity.
CCAGCAGCCUGGAGAGAGACCCUGUCUCAAAUGCAUACAUAAACAAACAAACUCAGGCUGAGAACCACAGGACCAAGCAGGUGAAGUGAGAGAGGCCUGCGGUUCCAAGACUAAUUGAUUUUUACAGCCACGCUUGGGGGCCCAGGGACACUGUGCGUGGUGAAGUGCUCUGCACGUGUUACAGUUUCGUGGUUGUGUGGGAGCACAUCUCCCUGAGAAAGAGCUUUGAAGCCUAACUUUCCAGGGGCCACCAGCGUCGCGGAAGCUUCCAAUUGCAGAUAUCUAGGGCUGCGUGCCUCGGCCUCGCCGCGCUGACCUCCUCUCCCGUUCUCUUUUCCAGGCUGUGGACGCUGAGCAGCGGCUGCCGGGCUCCGCACGCCCUCGCCCGUGGGGGGCCGCGUGGAAACAGGGGAUGGGCGCGGCCGCCGGCAGGACAUGAGCCCGAGCGCACGGUGAGGACGGAGCCGCGGGAUUCACUCAGAGGGCAGCCUCGUGGAUGGCCCCGAAGCAAGCCUAAUGGAACAGGACAGAAGCAGCCAUGUGGCGGGCAGCACACUCAGUUCAUUCCUGAUCCCAACGACAGCUCCUGCCUGCCAGCUCGAGCCCCUGGCAGCCAAGCUGCAGAACGGAAGUCCGGUCCCCGAGCGGCCUCACCCUGAGGUGAACGGGGACACCAGGUGGCCGACCCUCAAGAGCUGGUCUGGGGUCUCCCCCAGCGGCCACGCCAGUCCUGACUUCCUCCACGAGGGCAGAGGCUUUUCCAGGUGUCUGGAAAAUGGGAGCAUAAAACGCACAGUGAGUGAACCAUCUCUCUCUGGGCUCCAUCAAAACAAGAAACUGAGACAAGACCAAAAGGCCAACGGAGAAAGAAAGAGCCUCGGGGAAAGCCAAGAAAGAAAUCCAGCGGGAAGCAGCAGCCAACCACAGGCCUCCCAUGUGAAUGAGAACAGAGAAUCCGUGAGCUCCGAAGCCCUAGAAAAUGCAUCUGAAGAUCUCGCCACUUUUCUAACACAGGACUGCAAUGGGUUGGAAAACCCAGAGCAUCCGGUUCUGAGUGAGCAGGAGCAGAACGAUGCUAAGUACCAAGACGAGAACAUUGAGUUACUUCUGAAGAACAAGGCAGCGCUCAUACCUAAUGGUGCUACAGAUUCUGCCUCUUCCCUGGAAAAUGCACACAGUGAACUCCUGGAAAAAACACUGUCCCAAUGCGAUCCAGCUUGUGUUUCCACUGCAGUGCAGAAAACCACAUCUCACAGCAAUGCCAUCGACGGCCAGACUUCUCCCGAGCCGUCCUGUGAGGUCACUCACCCAUCGCAUACCUCAGGGCAGAUCAAGGGCCCACACCCCUCGGGCUCUGAGCUGCCCCCAGAGCCAGCUGCGGUGGGGACCGAGGCCUGUGACACGGGUCAUGCCAGGCCGCCAGCUGCGGUGCCAGAUACCUGUCCCCUCCAGAGGCCGGCACAGCUGCAGCCACAAGAGCCAGCACUGGAGAUCUGUCUGCGUCCUGCGCACACCUGUGAUACGCACGGGAACACGGUGCUGGUGUCUGUGAAGGGGCUGUGUGCAGGCUCCAGCAGCAACUUGCAAGCUGCUGGCAGCAGCUCUGAACAGUAUUCACAGCAAAACGAAACGAAUGGUGCUUACUUCAAGCAAAGCUCAAUGUUCCCUAAGGAUUCUUUCUCUGCCACUACCACAUCUCAUCCGCUGCAGUUGCUUCUUCCUCCCCCUCCUCCUCUGCCUCCUCCUCCUCCUUCCACAGGAAAAGCUGCUCUGCAGGAUGUGGCUUUGGAAGAUCACCACCAGUCCCCCAACCAAAGCAACGUAACUCUCCUAAGCGAAGUGAAAACAGAAGCUCGACCUGAGGCUCCACCAUCCCGGAGUCCCAAUCCUUCGCUUCAGGAGUCCAACCCCAGCCUGGGGCUUGCAGAGGGGCCUCAGAGUAAUGGUGUCCAUCAGAAUGGCGUAGCCAUGCCAGGGCCUGUGCUCCUGUGUGCUGAGAAAGCAAAGCCAACCCCAGACCAUCUAGACCGUCUCAAGCACAAGCUGCCAGUCCUUGCUCGUGGCAGAGAGGUGCAGGACCCCUGCCCAGCACAGCUAGGACACCAAGAGCCGGAGAUUCUGCAGAAUCAAGACCAGCAACAGACUCAAAGUCUUGCACUCCCAGCCCAGCACUAUGUGAAACCGGGAUGGAUUGAGUUGAAGGCCCCUCAUUUUCAUCAAGGUGAACAUCAUCCAAAAUGCAAGGAGCCAUCCCUGUGCUCCACGCGUCAGUAUCAGCCCACACCUGCUAUGCAGAUGACCUCCAGACCGUACACUGGAAACUCCACCAUGCCCGGGGGGCUCUCAAGGCCAGCUUAUGCCCCACAGGCAGCGCCAGCGCAGCAGAAGUCCCAGGUGUUCCCCGGUGACACAAAUCACGGGCAGCUGCAAGGUACGGUGGACCAGCAUCUCCAGUUCCCCCUCCUCUCCUCCCAGGGCCGCAUCUCCAAGACAGAGCCCCUGCCUGAAACCUGUGUGCAGGCGCUGUGCACCCCUCGAUAUCAUUUCCAGCAAGUUGCAGAUCCCCAAGCUGAGAGACUCCAGUCCCCAGUGGGAAAACAGCACUUGAAUAUUCAGGCUUCAGCGCCGGAGCCGCUUUCUAACUCGCACCUUUUGCAACACAAGCCCCCUAAGCAGGCAGCACAAACACAACCACCCCAAAGUCCACAAUUUCCUCAAAACCAGCAGCAGCAGCAGCAGCAGCAGCAGCAGCAGCAAUUACAAAUGAAGACUAAAGAACAAAUGCCUCAGACUUUUGCUCAUCCCCAAGCUAACAAUGAUCUGCAAGGAGAAAGGUCAUUCUUUGGCCACAUUAAAGUGGAAGAAUGCUUCAGUGGGGAAAGUCAGUAUUCAAAAUCAAGUGAGUUCCAAACUCAGAACACCCAAACAGGACUGGAGCAAGGACAGAAUGUGAGUAGUAGAAAUUCCCCUUACGAGCAGGUCUUGAAAUCGAGUCCAAGCAAAACCCAGAUUUCCCGUUCCAACGGUGCACACUUAGUUCCGGAGAAUAAAGAACAAAGUAUUCGUUCUCAGCUCUUUGCGGGAAAUAAGACCCAACGCUUGCAUCCCAUGCAAUAUUUUCCAAGCAAUGUGACUCCGGGACAAGGUAUUCUGUACAGGUGCUUUCAAGAACCAGAGCAGCAGCAGCCACAAGCUGCAGCUCCCCAGGUAUAUACAAGCAGAAACCAGGACACGUCUACACUGCAGGCUGCGCAGCUGGUGCAGCAGAGAUACUUGACACAGAACCAAGCCAAGGUUCUCCCUGUGCCCGAGCAGGCACAGAACGCAACGCAGACCCCUCCCCAGAAGGACAUUCAGAAGCACGCGGCACUGAGGUGGCACCUCUUACACAGGCACGAGCAGCAGCAAGCGAAGCAGUCCCAGGCAGAGCCUUGCCAUGGCCAGAUGAACAGGCCGAUUAAGCUAGAACCUGGGUCCAAGCCCCCUGCCUGUAUGCGCCCUGUGUCCGUGCAGCAAGAUCCCAAAACAUGGAAGAAGCAAACCAAGCAAGAGGUUCCCGCCUUGAGCUGUGACCACGCGCGGCCCAAGAGCAUCCUUGAGACCAUGGAGCAGCAUCUGAAGCAGUUUCAGGUCAAAUCAUUGUUUGACCAUAAGGCCCUGUCGCUCAAAUCACAGAAACAAAUAAAAGUUGAGACGUCAGGGCCCCUCACGGUGCUAUCCAGACAAGCCAGUGCGGCAGAACUCAACAGUCACGCCUCUGCGGCGGAGCCGCAGACAACUCCUUCUGAAAAGACCCCGACCAAAAGAACAGCUGGCUCUGUUCUCAAUACUUUCUUAGAGUCACCUUCCAAAUUACUAGAUCCCUCUAUAAAGAAUUUAUUGGAUGCACCCGCCAAAACACAGUAUGAUUUCCCAUCGUGCCGAUGCGUAGAGCAAAUUAUUGAAAAAGAUGAAGGUCCUUUUUAUACCCAUCUAGGAGCAGGUCCUAAUGUGGCAGCUAUUAGAGAAAUCAUGGAAGAAAGGUUUGGACAGAAGGGUAAAGCUAUUAGGAUUGAAAGAGUCAUCUAUACUGGUAAAGAAGGCAAAAGUUCUCAGGGAUGUCCUAUUGCUAAAUGGGUGAUCCGCAGGAGCUCGCCCGAGGAGAAGCUGCUGUGCCUAGUGCGGGAGCGCGCGGGCCACGUGUGUUCGGCGGCUGUGAUCGUGGUGCUGAUCCUGGUGUGGGAGGGGAUCCCGCUGCCCCUGGCCGACCAGCUGUACACUGAGCUCAAGGAGACGCUGCGCAAGUCCGGCACGCUCACCAACCGGCGCUGCGCCCUCAACGAGGAGAGAACGUGUGCCUGCCAGGGGCUGGACCCAGAGACCUGCGGUGCCUCCUUCUCUUUUGGCUGUUCAUGGAGCAUGUACUAUAACGGGUGUAAGUUUGCCAGAAGCAAGGUCCCAAGGAAGUUUAAGCUGCAUGGAGAUGACCCAAAAGAGGAAGAGAAAUUAGAGUCUCACUUGCAAAACCUGGCCACUCUUAUCGCGCCAAUAUACAAGAAACUUGCACCCGAUGCCUACAAUAAUCAGGUGGAGUACGAACACAGAGCCCCCGAGUGCCGCCUGGGGCUGAAGGAGGGCCGCCCGUUCUCAGGGGUCACAGCGUGCUUGGACUUCUGCGCCCAUGCCCACAGGGACCUGCACAACAUGCACAAUGGCAGCACGCUGGUGUGCACGCUCACGAGAGAAGACAAUCGAGACAUGGGAAGCACGCCCGAGGACGAGCAGCUGCACGUGCUGCCUCUGUAUAAGAUCUCCGACGUGGAUGAGUUUGGGAGUGUGGAGGCUCAGGAGGAGAAGAAGCGAAGCGGCGCCAUUCAGGUGCUGAGCUCCUUCCGGCGGAAGGUCAGGAUGUUGGCAGAGCCGGCCAAGACCUGCAGACAGAGGAAACUGGAGGCCAGGAAAGCAGCCGCGGAGAAGCUGUCCUCGCUGGACAACAGCUCCAAUAAGACCGAGAAGGAGAAGGCAGCCUCUCUGCGGGCAAAACAGGUGGAGCCUGGGGGCCAGGCCAAACCGCUGACAGAACUGCGACCUUCAGGACCAGCCACACAGCAGCCCCCUCCACAGCCCCCACUGCAGAGGCCGCAGCCACAGACAACUCCCCAGGCCCCCCAGGCUCCCCAGGCCCCCCAGACACCGCAGCAAACCUUGCCUGGGAACCCCCAGGCCGAGUCCAUUGGCACCUACUCCUCUGCACCCCCCGGCCUAUACAUGAGACGACCCAACCCCAUCAGCCCUUACCCAAGCUCUUCCCACGCGGCAGACGUGUACAGAGGCACCAGCCCCAUGGGCCUCUAUUCCUCCUCAUCCCAAGCUGCAGGUUCAUAUUUGAGUUCUGCUAAUCCCGUGAGCGCCUACCCUGGGCUCAUGAAUCAGAAUAACCAAUAUCCAGCCUAUCAGCACAACGGGACCGUGUCCAUGGACAACUACCCUUCCUAUCUGGGCUCUUACUCUUCCCAGCCUCCGCCAGUGGAUCUGUACAGGUACCCAAGCCAAGACCAUCUGGCUAAGCUAAACCUCCCGCCCAUCCACAGCCUCUACCAGCAGAGGUUGGGAAACACCCAGAGUUUCCCCUCCAAGUACUUGGGCUAUGGGACCCCGACCAUGCAGGGCGAUGCCUUCAACACCUGUGCCGUGAGACCCGGAGUCCACCAUGUAGGGCCCUUUCCUUCUUACACCACCCAUGAGCUGGACAGCCACUUCAUGGGCACCGCCUCCAGAUGUCCGCCCAGCCUGGGCCAUCCCAAGGUGGACUAUAAGAAUGGCGAGCACCACCCGGCUGCCCCCCUGCUCCCUAACUACAGCGUGGCGGCGGGCAACAUCAGCAGCUCCCUGCACGCCCUGCACCUGCAGAACAAAGAGAACGCCGGGCUUCCGCACACCACCAACGGGCUGCCUAGGAUACCCACCGGGUGCCCUCUGGACAGGCCCCCGUCCGUCCAGGGGCUGCUACAGAAGCUCAGCGAGGCCAACCCGCAGGAAAAGCAGCCAGAGACACCCUCACAGGGGUCGGCGCCCGAGGACAACGACGAGGUGUGGUCGGACAGUGAGCACAGCUUCCUGGACCCUGACAUCGGUGGCGUGGCCGUGGCCCCCACGCACGGCUCCCUCCUCAUCGAGUGCGCCAAGCGUGAGCUCCACGCCACCACGCCCUUGAACAACCCCGACAGGACCGACCCCACUAGGAUCUCACUCGUCUUCUACCAGCACAAGAGCAUGAACGAGCCCAAGCACGGCCUGGCGCUCUGGGAGGCCAAGAUGGCAGAGAAGGCCCGGGAGAAGGAGGAGGAAUGUGAGAAGUACGGGCCCGACUACGUGGCCCAGAAAGCCCACGGCAAGAAGGUGAAGCGGGAGCCCACUGAGCCGCACGAGCCGCACGAGCCCACCUACCUGCGCUUCAUCAGGUCCCUGGGCGAGAAGACCAGCUCGGUGACCACCGACUCCACGGUCACCACGGCCCCGUACGCCUUCACGCGGGUCACUGGGCCAUACAACAGGUACAUCUGAGGGCGGCCCUGGCUGCGGUCUCAGGGGGACACGGUGGGGUCGGGUCGCAGUCUCACGGGGAAGCCUCGCUCACCAACAAGAGAGCACACUCAUCCUUCCCUAGCACUUAGAUCCGCUGACCCGUCUGCAGGAGGCAUCAGGAAAAAGACCAAAGCAUUCUAUGCAAGAAGAACAAAGCGAGGGGUGGGAGGGUGCCCCACAAUUUACAUUUUUAAACACUGGUUCUAUUAUCGGGCGAGAUGCUAUGUAAAUGUGAUUCCUCCCCCCCUAACCCCCCCCACACACAGCUCUACACAUCUGUGACCACUUUUAAUAAUACCAAGUUUGCAUAGUCAUGGAACACAAGUCAAGUACUGUAGUAUUACAGUUGCAGGAAUCUUAAAAUACCAUCUGGUGCUGAAUCUAUGAUAUACUGAAAUACUGGAAUUAUGGUUUUUAACAUGCAGUUUUUACUGUAAUCUUAAUAUUAACUUUUAUUUAUCAAAAUAGCUACAGGAAGCAAACAUGAAUAGCAACAAAACACUGAAUUUGUUUGGGUGUUCUACGAAAUGGUGCUAAGAAAAUGGUGUCUUUCAUAGCGAAAAAUUUAAUGCCUUUUUAUGAUUGAGAUGCUACCAAUGUACUCCAGUACCCCAGAAGGAAAGGGGUGCCUUUUCGUUCAAGUUUUUAUCCUGAAUUACCUGUUCUUACAUAAGUUUAGUUUUAAAAAUGUGGACAUUUUAAAGGCCUCUGGAUUGUGCUCAUCCAGUGACGUCCUGGAGGACAAUAAACAUGUAUGUACAUCUAUACACCCACCUUUGUACAUGUGCACAUACAGGUAUAUAUAAAUAUUUUAAAUGGUGUUUUAGAAGCACUUUGCCUACCUAAGCUUUGGCAACUUGAACAAUGCUAAGGUACUCAGACGUUUAAAAAUAAAAGUUUACUUUCAUUUGAAGAUGACAAUUUUUUCUAAAGGAAACAAAGCUUUUAAAACAUUUUUGCUUUUGGUCCCACGUCUGUUGAUGAGCAAUGGUGUUCAUUAUUAACACAGCCAGUUAAAUCCGAAAUGAGGCAUACAGGAUUCAAGGGAUUGUGUCAGUCCACAAAACAUGUUUUCUGGUGCUCACCUCAUGUGCUAUACUGUAAAACAGUUUUCUACAAAGUUGUGAGACAAGUUCAUUGCUCAGACAUGUCAGCUAUAAGAACUUCCUGUUAGACACAGGUCAUAAUGAGCUGCAUACUCCGCUUGGCAGAGCCUGUCCACUUGAGCCUACGCUAUGGCAGGGUUCUGUAUGCUGCUCAGAAGCUAAAUGGCCUUUGCCUUUGUGUUGAUAGCUCUGUACCUUGGGAUAUUAUCAUGUCUUAGCUUAAGUGUCCUCCUUACCAGGAAGAUUGGGUGGACUGAUUCUGGCAAAAAGAUGAAUAAACAGGGUUAGUUCUGUGUGUGUCUGUUGGUUAAAAAGAAAUAAAUAAAAAUAAAAUAAAAUAAAAUAAAACAGGCAGCUGGUUUGCUGUAGUGGUUUUAAAUCAUUAAUUUGUAUAAAGAAGUGCAAGAGUUGUAUAGUAAAUUAAAUUGUAAACAAAACUUUUUUAACGCAAUGCUUUAGUAUUUUAGUACUGUAAAAUAAAUAUAUACAUAUAUAUGGAAUUGAAUUCAAACUCACAUCAUGAUGGUGCUACUCAGCCUGCUACAAUUAUAUCAAAAUGUGAGCUGAAAAUUCAUGAAAGGGUUGAGUGAUAUUUCUACUUGCCAUAUACCUCAACACUAGUUUGGCAAUAGGAUUUUGAACCAAGAGUGAAAGCUUAUAGCGUUGUGUACCAUCAUUUUUUUUCCAAGUCUUUUUAUAAUUAUUAAAAAAAAAUACCUUUUUUUUUCAGUACUUGAUUCUUAGCAAGUAUAACUUGAACUUCGACCUUUUUGUUCUAAAAAAUCAGGGAUAUUUCAGCUCCCCUCAUUCAUGCCAACACGUCACCUGUGUUUGUGUAAAACUGUUGUAGUUAAUAAGUACAUUCUUUUUCAGGGAUUUGGCCCUCUUUAUUUUGAAUCCCUCCUAUUUUACUUGUACUGAUGUAAGUAAGACUGAUUUUUGUAAAUCUGUUGGCUGUUAAUUGUAAAGAAACGCGUGGAGACUCUUUUGACUAUUUCAAGGAGGAAAAAUAUUACAUGAACAUAGAAUGCACUGAGCUGAUAAAGGGAAAAGUGUAAGCUAGGAGUUUAGGAAGUAGCUGUUGGCCAGAGUAUCGAAACUCUCCGUAACGCCUUUCUGACCGGAUGGUCAAUACAGACAAAUACUUCACGAGGACUUCCGUAAGCGGGCCUGACGCUGAGGCACGGGGUCCAAUCAGACUGUACAAUUUCAUUUAGCACUAAGUACAUUUUUGCUUACUAGCUUUUCACAUAAAUUCUCAAUCAGUGAAAACUCUUGGGUUUUAUUGGUUAAAUUUUUAAUCAUUGCAGACUUUGGGUUUUAUCGGUUAAAUCUUUAAAUCAGUGGAGGCCUUUCAUUUCUAGUGGUCAAAUCUUUAUAAGAUGAUCUUUGUCUUUUAAAAAGCUCUCAAGUUUUUGGCUGUGUCCAAUUUAUAAGCAUUUUUAAGCCAUUUGCUUUGCAUCCAAAUCAAAUGCAAAUUGUUGUACUGUUUUCCAUAAACUAUGGUCUAACCCGGAGCACUGCGCGUGCGUUGGUGAUGUCGAGUCAGCCAUCUGCUGAAUAUUUGUGACUGUGUGAUCCACUGUCAUUUUCAAACUGCUGGCCAACAAGAGCAGGAGUGUAGUUUGGGUAGGUGGGAAGAGGUUAGGUAGGAAGGGAAGAAGUUGAGUGUCGUAUUGUAAAUACCAGACCUAUAACUGUACAUAUCUAGCCUGCCUCAGAAUGAAUGGAAAGCCCAUCUGCAGUUUGCUUAUAUAGGAAUCAGGUUGACUCUAUGGCCAUACUUGAAGAUGCUUCAGUGGUGGCAACUUUACUUGAAUGAAUUUUUCAUCUUGAUUGAACGCACAGUGACAUACAGUUCACUUCUAAAAGCUAGUGGCUAACUUUGGUAGGAAAUGUUUGCAUUUGGACACUAAGAUAAUGAACUUCUGUGUGCAUUUUCCUAUGCUUUAUUUUUUUUUUUAACUUAGUCUCAUUUCAUUUUCAUGAGAUGUUUGGUUUAUUUGUAAAAUCUGAGGAUGGUUAUAAAUACUGUAAAGUAUUGUAAUGUUUAUGAAUGCAGGUUAUUUGAAAGCUGUUUAUUAUUAUAUCAUUCCUGAUAACGCUAUGUGAGUGUUUUUAAUAAAAUUUAUAUUUAUUUAAUGCAC